AUGGGACCAUAUUUGGGUUUGCUUUAUUGGAGGCAGGGUCAGAAACCGGUCUUCAGUGCGAAAAGAUCAUCGAUAAUCGGACUGUGUGGGAUGACAGUGGAGGUGUUCAACAAUCCCGGGGAGGAGUACCAGAUUGAAGGAAAUUUCGGACAGCGAAGUUGCACGAUUUUCGAUGCGGCAAAGGUAUCAGUGGCUGAGAUUAAACGCAAAGUUGAUGCUUCCGCUAACGUGGUGCUUGGUAAGGACGUUUUCUCGCUUUCCUUGAAACCUGGUUUUGAUGGGGCCUUUGCUAUGGGCUUGGUACUCGUUCUUGAUCAGAUCAACGGUGAUGAUUAUGUGGAAAAUGAUGAGGCUGAGAUGAGCCCUACCGCGGAGGAUUAAUGUGCUGUGUAUUUUAUAAAUAUUGGCCUUGGAUCUCUUUUUCUAAAUAA
Hibiscus syriacus is the source of this 431-nucleotide messenger RNA. Its product is annotated as protein LURP-one-related 12-like. The coding region runs from base 1 to 381 and encodes 126 amino acids. The record is from RefSeq and is a predicted model, not a curated record. The transcript is spliced from 2 exons. Lineage: Eukaryota; Viridiplantae; Streptophyta; Magnoliopsida; Malvales; Malvaceae.